AUGCAGAGACGACCACGGCGCACCUUUCUACGUCAGGUUUUACCUCUGGGAAGCUGGACAGCCGGCAGCAUCCUCUGCUGGCUGCCAGGCGUCGCCCAGUUUACGAGACAUUUUAGAAACGAUCCGAGCUCGACGAAGACGAGCAAAACACGAGCGAUCUCCGAGACCUGGCGCAGUUGCUUCGGGAACGAAAGCGAUGGGCGUUGA
Molecule: messenger RNA, 207 nt
Organism: Peronospora matthiolae
Lineage: Eukaryota; Oomycota; Peronosporomycetes; Peronosporales; Peronosporaceae
Source: the annotation of a GenBank genome assembly